This is a messenger RNA of Chara braunii, 3863 nucleotides long. NCBI's taxonomy places the organism in Eukaryota, Viridiplantae, Streptophyta, Charophyceae, Charales, Characeae. The record is from the annotation of a GenBank genome assembly.
AUUGCACUGAUACAUGAAUUCUGUUGCUCCGAUUGCCCCUUCUGCUGCGACUGAUGAUAGAUGGUGGUGAUGAUUGUGAUGAUUGUGAUGAGAUACGGAAUCGAUUUCAGAUUUUUUUCCAGAUCCAGGAUGAAAGUGGGAAGAUUCUGGGAGAUCCAGGAAGCAGUGAUCCGAUGGGAAUGGGAUUUGUUCCUAGAGGAUGGGGCGUAGAUGAACGGUCAGCAAUCGCACAUAAGCUGUAUGGCCUUGAGAAGCACCUGGAACGGCUAAAAUCCGUCCUUUUAAUGGGACCGAAGGGACCCAAGGUUGUCGGGAUUGUCGGGACCACACAAAACAAAGGGGCAACUGGUGGUAGUGCACCUGAGGUGGGAGGCAGAGGCAGCAACCUCUCCCACAAGAGACUGGUUGAGGCAAGUGGCACUGUGCUGAAGAUCGGGGGUAUUGGGAAAACUACACUGGUAAGAACUCUCUUCCAGGACCCUGAUAUCCAAAGAAAUUUCAGUGGAGGCAUGUUUUGGGUGGAUGUCCGCAAGAGCAGCGGCGAUGCAUUUGCUAUUCAGAAGAGCCUAUGGAAACAGCUCGCUGGUGUAAAAUCGCUUGUGGACGGCGACAUCUUCCCUAUGGUAAAGAAGGAGUUGGAGGAUAAGCGGGUACUCAUUGUAUUUGAUGAUGUAUCCGAUCCAGAGACCAUACGAUGGGCCUACGAUGCUUUAUCCGAUGCAGGGAGGUUGGUAAUCACCACACGUGAUGAGCACGUCCUGGGCACUAAUGGGGGAGCUGCCUUGACCCCUACAACAGGACCUCCUGCAGCUGAGCGUCCCACAGCCUCAGACCGGGCUCAGACUGCAGUUCUCAGGCUGAGCACAAUGGGCUUAGAAGACUCGAUGAGGCUACUGUGCCGCUAUGCCUUUGGUUCAGAAGAGCCGCCUCCACGUUUUGAAAGCUUGGCAGACAGUGUGUGCAGGGAGUGCGGGGGGUUGCCACUGGCACUGACAGUCAUUGGGUCCGCACUCCAUGGGAAGGAUCUGGACAGCUGGAAGUACACGCUGCGCAGGCUUCAGGGUGCCAGGGCAAUAGGGGAGCAGUUCUCUAGCAGCUCGGUCUUCGACUGCCUGCGAGUUGCAUUUGAUGGACUCUCGAUGGAUGAUCCUCGGUUGCAAGACCUUUUCCUUGACUUGGCGGCCUUCCCAGAGAAUGAGCAUGUUCUGGUGGAUAGACUUAUUCUCCUGUGGACCUCCUCGAGGGAUGUAGGAGGGAGUGAAAAUGAAGCUCUUGCUCUCCUGGCAUUGCUCAUAUCAAGAUCUCUGGUUCAGUGGGGUUUUGAUGCAAGUGGGAAGGCUUUCUGCCAGAUGCAUGGGGUUCUUAGAGACUUGGCUCUUGAGAUUACAAGCAUCACUGCCAAGGAUUUCAAAGGCAAAGGCCAUGGUGGGCUGUCCUUGAAGCUGGCGUCCAAGGUUGGGGAUCUAGCUGUUGGUGGUGAACCGGCUCCUGCAGGAGUUCACGAUCAGGAUGUAGCGAGGAGGGAACGAGUUUUCCUCACAGGCCCAGCUUCAGGUGAGGUGUUGAGUGCAGCCAGCCAAUGGAUGGAAGAUGUCACUGCACUGGGAUUGGCGGCACGGAGGGAAGGACAACCUGUCCCAGCGAUCGAUGCCAGAAAGGUGUCAUUAAUGGCCACGGAUAUCACAAGCUUUUCUCUGCCUGUUUCUAUUCCGAAACUGGAGGUCCUGCUGCUCGGAAAGAACGCACAACUUGCAGAUCUCUCUCACGAUUGCCUUGCCUCAUGUCAGCAGCUGAGAGCCAUCGAUCUGAGCAACUGUACUGCACUAAUCCAUUUGCCAAAGUCCUUGGCCACCUUGAGGGAGCUAAGGGUACUGGACUUGAGUGGGUGUUGGCGCCUUAGGCUAUUGCCAGACUCUCUGGGUUCUUUGGCUCAGCUACGAGUGCUCAACCUACACAAGUGCAAGAGCCUUCGGUCUGUGCCUCGCUCCCUUGGCCAGCUUGUCAAUCUAAGAGUCCUUGAUCUCUGCGGAGUGGAAAGCGCAGCCAAGAUUCUCCCUUUCGAAAUCGGAAGGUUAACCAGGCUUGAGAGACUGGACCUGUCAGGCCUCACAAUGGGUGCGCUCCCACCGGAAAUUGGGAAUUUGUGCAGGUUGCAGUACCUCUGUGCCAAGAACAACCAUCUGGAAGUCCUUCCCAGUGAGGUCAACGGCCUGGAUCAACUCACAACGCUGGACGUCAGUUCUAAUCGGUUACGAGAGCUGCCUUUCUCGGCUAGUGUUCAAAGCUCGCUCGACCGGUUAGCCUACUUGGAUGCUAGCUGCAACAACUUGAAAGAAUUGCCGCCUACCUUGGGACUAGCUCUUACACAAUUAACCAUGCUCAAUGUCAGUUACAACCCAUUGGAAACUCUCCCGUGUUCGAUCGGACAGAUGAGCGAGCUGAGAGAACUGCAUGCGUGGGGGACAUCUAUCAGACUGUUGCCGCCGUCAUUGAGCGCGGCAACCAAUCUGAAGGUGCUCAAAGUAAGGAGAGGGGUUGGUGUGUCGGAGGAUGCUGGAGGUGGGGGGGAGAUUCAAGCCAUGCAGAGGUCGUUGUCAGGAUUGUUCACAGCACAGAGGCACAGCGAGGACCAACUGCCUCGGAGGAAAGAGGACGAGAGCGGCGAUGAUGAGGCAGCAGCAGAGGAUUCUUGUUUGGACUUCAGCUCACUCCGGCAGCUUGUGGAUGUCGAUCUUGAGGCUUGCCCUUUACCUCCUCCUGCUCUGCGAUCCUUGAUGACCGUCUCUGGCCUCAGGUCUCUAACCUUUGACUGCAGAAAUGCUGACUUGAUGAAGGGCGAGGCUCCUGCUCAUGCGGUAGAUUUCAGUGGUCUCCAAUGCUUAGAACACUUGCGAAUCAGUUCCUUGAUGCCUUCCAGUUUAUGGCCUUCGCUCGGUCAAUUACCAAAGCUGAGGGAGCUAGAACUGUACAAUCUGAGUGCCAUUGUUCGGUUUGCCAGAUUGGACUUCGGCCACUUGCGGCAUCUGGAAGUUCUGAAGCUUUCUGGGUCUAAUUCGAUCAUGUUUCCCGUCACAGUGGGCAAGCUGACUCAACUUCGCGAGCUUCUUGUCAAGGGGUUUGGGAGGCUAACUCAUUGUGAUAAUGUCAAUUUUGAGCAGCUUACCUGUCUGGAGAAGGUGAGUUGGUGGGGGUGUAGUAGCAUUGAGCGACUGCCCAAGACUCUCGGAAAGGCUUCCAAGCUGACGUCUAUCGUGGUUGGCCAUUGCCCUCGUCUCUCUUUCGUACCGAAAGACGUUGCAGAGAAGCUCAAGAAGCGACAAGUGAGUUUUUUUACCUACAACAUUUGCGAGCCAGUGAAGUAUUUCUAAAAUGUAAAGGAUAGGUCUAAGGUCUGAGAAAGGAUUUGACACUGUCCUCUGUUCCAUGUUUCCUUUUUUCUUCGAAGAAGGGCGACGGCCCGAAGAUGUCACCUUGGAGCUGGCCGCGCACAGGUAAUUCAGAGUUAUUUUUUUUCUGUUCAUCUUGUUGCAUCUGGAUUGGACUCGUGUCUGUAUUUCAAGAGUUAAGGGCUGUACCAACUGAGCUACGCCUGUUGGUUCCAUCUCUUCAUCUCGACUGUCUACUGUUAUCGCACCAACACUAAGGUGCAAACCUAUCGCAAUGACUAUCUUUUCAACAUUGCGUAACACUAAUUGUUGCUGCAGACAGAGUCAGGAGGUGCCCCACCUGGAAUGGGGAGCACUUGCCAGACAGGUUAAGUAGCCCACAUGGUGAGGGUGCAUAGGCCAUGAAUCUGAGGCCGUAACUCAUGCUAGGAUGUUCUGGGGGCUGUAUUGGUGGUCCAAUAAAGCCUGCAAAAUGUC